UUCCCCUCGCUCGCCUGCGCUUGUCAUAACGAGUUGCGGAGCCGAUUCACCGACACCGAGCUCUGGGCGGUGUCUCCCAGCCCCGGAGAAAGGCGAGCAGAGAUCAGAGCGAAGAAAAUAUUAUUAUUAUUUUUUAAAAACAAGAAAACAAAGCGACAGAAGAUUUUAGACGGAAAACCCGAAACACGAAGGAAUGGAAGAUCAUACCCAAUCCUCCCUCGUUACCUCGUCCAAAGGAACAGAAGGCAAUGUUGAUUCAUCCCCAGCGGCCUCGUCAGGAAUGUCUGUCGAGCGAUCUCCGCCACCACCACCACCACAAAGUGCCCCCGGGCCGGCGGGACCACCCUCGCCGCCUCCUCUGCCCGCCUCGCCCCCUCCGCCCCGGACCCCCGAGGCUGCCACUCCAGACCGAGGCCCGCCCGGCCCGCCGGAGGAGGAGGAGGAGGAGGUUGUCUCGGGGACGCGGGGCGCCGGCGGGCCGCAGAGGGCGGGGCCGGGUCCUGGAAGCUACCUGGAGAAGUACAGUUGGAUGAGCCAGCCCGGGCUGACGUUCGAGAGGGAGGGGCGGCCGGCAGCGGCCGAGAAGCGCCCGCCGGCGGACCUCGGAGCCGGGAGGGACCAGGCCAAGAGCGACCCGUCCUCCGUCGACUCCUCGCAGGAGGAGGACUCCCUGGAGAGGCUGACGCCCGACUCGCCAUUCGAGGUGCUGGCCGAGGCGCAGGAGAAGGAGCCCCGCCCCGCACCGGCAGCUGAGGAGCGCCCGCUGGGGCUGGAGGAGCCCUCCCCCGCCGGAGGAGCGGCGGGCGGGAGUGGGCCCAACGGAGCGAGGGCCGAAGUUGGCGCUGUUCCGGGGCCAGAGGGCGCGAGGUGCAGCUUCCUGUCGGGCAACCAGUCCUCCCGCCGCCCCGAAGCUCAGGAGGAGGCUCCCGGCUUGGGAGGCAGACCCACAGCGGCAGAGCAGGGAAGGGCGGAAGAAGUGCAGUCUUUGGCCACAGUAGUGUCUCUGGAGAGCUUCCAGCCGCCCCCGCCCCUGCCUGCAUUAACGACCGUCCUCCCUGAAUCUUCCAGCCCUGGUCCGCAGGCUAAGGACGGGUCCGUCACCUUGGACCAGCGUCCGGCGGACGGACGGUUUCAGCCAGUUACCUCCCCCUCAGUUGGGGCACCGUCCUCGGCAGAGGUCUGCACAGUCCAGCCCGCACUGCCCGUUGCGGACGGGCACGUGGAGAAUUUAGACCAAGUGUCUGAGGCCAAGACUUCGACUGACAGGGGCGGCGGUGAGACACGACCCGGCCCCUGGUCCCCGGGGGAGGCUCCCCCACGCGUUAACGAAGCCGCCCCGGUGUGGUGCCCACCCCGAGCCCCAGCCGUCCGGACCACCGCUGCCCUCGACCGCGCUCAGCCGGAACCACCGAGGGCGGACAGAUCCGGGGAAUCCAGGGACGUGGCCGUCGCGGUUCUCAAAGGGCCCCCGGGUCCCCAGCCUGUGGCCCGGGAGGCAGCCGCCGUGGCGGGGCUGCCCGGCGUUUACGGCGGCCAGCAGAAUGUGGGUCUGGUGUCAGUCACUAGCAUCACCGAGGUAGCCCGGGAGCAGGGCGUUGGCGCCGGAGAGGUGAAGGCAGUCAGCCCUGUGAGCCGAGGUGCCGAGGGGGAUGGGAGCCAACCAGGAGACACCCGCGCUUCCCAGCCGGAAAACCAAACAGGAUUGGGCACAGCUUCCCAGCCGGAAAAACAAACAGGAUUGGGCACAGCUCCCCAGCCGGAAAAACAAACAGGAUUGGGCACAGCUUCCGGGCCGGAAAAACAAACAGGAUUGGGCACAGCUCCCCAGCCGGAAAAACAAACAGGAUUGGGCACAGCUUCCCAGCUGGGAAAACAAACAGGAUUGGGCACAUCUUCCCAGCCAAAGGACAAGGCAGGAUUGGGCACAGCUUCCGGGCCGGAAAAACAAGCAGGAUUGGGCACAGCUUCCCAGCUGGAAAAACAAACAGGAUUGGGCACCGCUCCCCAGCCGGAAAAACAAACAGGAUUGGGCACAGCUCCCCAGCCGGAAAAACGAGCAGGAUUGGGCACAGCUCCCCAGCCGGAAAAACAAACGGGAUUGGGCACAGCUUCCCAGCUGGAGAAACAAACAGGAGUGGGCACCGCUCCCCAGCGGGAAAAACAAACAGGAUUGGGCACAGCUCCCCAGCCGGAAAAACGAGCAGGAUUGGGCACAGCUCCCCAGCCGGAAAAACAAACAGGAUUGGGCACAGCUUCCCAGCUGGGAAAACAAACAGGAUUGGGCACAGCUUCCCAGCCGGAAAAACAAGUAGGAUUGGGCACAGCUUCCCAGCCAGAAGAACAAGCAGGAUUGGGCACAGCUUCCCAGCUGACAGACCAAGCAGCAUUGGGCACCACUUCCCAGCUGGAGGACCAAGCAGGAUUGGGCACAGCUUCCCAGCUGGAGGACCAAAUAAAACUGGGCACAGCUUCCCAGCUGGAGGACCAAGCAGGAUUGGGCACAGCUUCCCAGCUGGAGGACCAAAUAAAACUGGGCACAGCUUCCCAGCCGGAGGACCAAGUAAAAUUGUGCACAGCUUCCCAGCCAGCGGACGGGGCAGGAGUUCCAGGUCAUCAACCUGAGGGAGGGGCCACAGGAGGGAUGGGGGGACUGGCGCAAGGAAGAAUCGGAGCUGUGUCGCCUCCUAUGUCGGUGGGCAUUGGCCCAGCCGAGGGACGCUGGUCAGCGGCAGACGAGCAGAAAGCCAGCCCCAAGAGCUCACCGGACGCGGCUACGGCGGACAGCCCCGACCUAGAGAGUCCCAGCCUCGAACUAGGGGACACGUCCUCCCCACUUCUGGAGAUGAUCCGCAGGUCGGAAAUGCAGAGGGGCCUGCUGGCCCGGGAGCAGCAGGAGACGCCGCCGGCGGUCACGAAGCAGUUGGCUGUCGUCAAGCCCAGCCCCGUUCUGGUUGUUCUGGAGACCCCAUCUGUCGUCAUUGGACCCCCAUCCGGCCCCACCCCAGAGCCCGAGCCGUCCGGGAGCCCGUCGCCCGCCGAGGGAGGCGGAGGAGUGGAGACGGGGGAGCGGACCAGCCCCCCUGCCCCCCGGGAGCCCGCCCUUCCACCGGCGUCCCCCUCUGAGCCCUCGCCGGCUGGUGGAGAGGAACGGGAAGACCAGGAGACCCCGGAGGAGGUGGUUGGUGGGGAGGCUGCGGAGAGAGAGAAGAGAACCACAGUGAAGGAUCUGAUCUACUGGACCGACCCCAAGAAGACGGGCCUGGUGUUCGGCUCGGCACUGACCCUCCUGGUGUCGCUGGCAGUCUUUAGCGUGGUCAGCGUGCUGGCCUACCUCGUGCUCGCUCUCCUCGCCGUCACCAUCAGCUACCGCGUCUACAAGUCGGUCAUCCAGGCCGUGCAGAAGACCAGCGAGGGAAACCCUUUCAGAGCCUAUUUGGAGCAGGACGUCACCAUGUCGCCAGACACCUUCCGCAAGUACUGCGACACCACCCUGGUGCACGUGAACCGGGCUCUGAAGUACCUGGUGCAGCUCUUCCUGGUUCAGGAUCUGAUCGAUUCGCUCAAGCUCGCGGUUCUGAUGUGGUUAAUGACGUACAUCGGUGCGGUAUUUAACGGACUGACCCUUCUCAUCCUGGCUCUCCUGCUGACGUUCAGUGUUCCCGCUGUCUACAAGAAAUACCAGACGGAGAUCGACCACUACGUGCAGCUGGUUCAGAAGCAGAUCAGCAGUGCCACUGGGAAAAUCCAGGAAAAACUGCCCGGCACAAAGCGGAAGACUGAGUAAAUGGCUGGACUCCCACUCCAGGCAAUUUUGCUCCCCACGCCCACCAAACAAGCUACUAAACCACACCCCCCUCCCCCCAGCCCACGUGUGUUUUGGAAUUAAAACGCUCAAUGCCCGUGCUUGGAUCUGUACUGCUGUCGUCACCAGUCUGCUGUGAUGGGUCACAGAGGCCUCCCCGGCCACCCCCUCCCUCCACUCUCACCUCCCCACCCCUCCUCCCUCCACACGCAGGAGAGGCGGAGGGGGGAGAAUGAAGAUAGUGGUCAGUAUUACCCAUCAGUGCACUAGCUGAGAACAACAUUCC
This is a messenger RNA of Mobula hypostoma (lesser devil ray), 4088 nucleotides long. RefSeq names its product reticulon-3-like. Lineage: Eukaryota; Metazoa; Chordata; Chondrichthyes; Myliobatiformes; Myliobatidae. The transcript is spliced from 8 exons. Bases 194 to 3784 code for a protein of 1196 amino acids. Gene Ontology annotation, cellular component: endoplasmic reticulum membrane. The record is from RefSeq and is a predicted model, not a curated record.